Messenger RNA from Syngnathus typhle (broad-nosed pipefish), 3307 nucleotides. It is a transcript of the gene sfxn1, whose product is annotated as sideroflexin 1. NCBI's taxonomy places the organism in Eukaryota, Metazoa, Chordata, Actinopteri, Syngnathiformes, Syngnathidae. Bases 129 to 1097 code for a protein of 322 amino acids. The record is from RefSeq and is a predicted model, not a curated record. The transcript is spliced from 11 exons. Gene Ontology annotation, cellular component: mitochondrial inner membrane. Gene Ontology annotation, biological process: serine import into mitochondrion; monoatomic ion transport. Gene Ontology annotation, molecular function: monoatomic ion transmembrane transporter activity.
GGGGCGGGGGGGCGAUGUGGUCGCGUGUGUGUGUGUGUGUGCGUGUGAGUGACUGCUCGCAAAAUUAGCUGGCUGCAGCCUUUCAGGGAUUCCUUUCACGGAGCACCGGAGCCCCCAGUGCAAUUAAAAUGGCCGCAGAGCUCUCCACAACCAUCAACAUCAAGGAGCCCCGCUGGGACCAGAGCACAUUUGUGGGCCGUGCCAAGCAUUUCUUCACUGUCACCGACCCGCGGAACGUCCUCCUCACCAACGAACAGCUAGAACGCGCCCACAAAAUCAUCACCGACUACAGAAAAGGAAUCGUCUCCCCGGGGCUGACAGAAGACGAACUGUGGCGAGCCAAAUAUGUCUUUGACUCCGCUUUCCAUCCGGAUACCGGCGAGAAGAUGAUCCUGAUUGGUCGCAUGUCAGCGCAGGUUCCGAUGAAUAUGACCAUCACUGGAUGCAUGAUGACAUUUUACAAGACCACUCCAGCUGUGUUGUUCUGGCAGUGGAUCAAUCAGUCUUUCAACGCAAUCGUGAACUACACCAACAGAAGCGGCGACGCUCCUAUCACGGUCAGUCAACUUGGCACGGCGUAUGUUUCGGCCACCACGGGGGCAGUAGCUACCGCGCUAGGACUAAAUGCACUAACAAAGCACGUCUCACCUCUGAUCGGACGCUUUGUUCCGUUCGCUGCUGUGGCCGCUGCAAAUUGCAUCAACAUCCCACUGAUGAGGCAAAGAGAACUGAAACACGGUAUUCCCAUAACAGAUGAGAACGACAACAGGAUAGGAGAAUCCUCCAAAGCGGCACAGCAGGCCAUCUCUCAGGUUGUGGUCUCAAGGAUCCUCAUGGCUUCUCCAGGAAUGGCCAUCCCACCCUUUUUAAUGAACCAUUUGGAGAAAAAGGCCUUUCUGAAGAGAUUCCCAUGGAUGAGUGCACCAAUUCAAGUCAGUUUGGUGGGAUUCUGCCUGGUGUUUGCAACGCCACUGUGCUGUGCAUUGUUCCCCCAGAAGAGCUCUAUUUCAGUUAGUCGCCUGGAGCCCGAGCUGCAAGAGAAGAUCCGGGUCAGCCACCCGGGCCUUGAGCGAGUCUACUUCAACAAGGGGCUAUGAAAGCCCCACCAAACGCCACUCUGACCAGGUCACCCCCACCCACCCCCUUCAGUGUGCCAAAGUUAAGUUUGCGUCUGCUCAUUUCACAUGCACCUUGAUUCUUUCAACAAUAGAGUGAAUUUCAUCUUCUAUUUUAAAUUGGCAUUUUUUGUGUCUGUGCGGUAUAUAUUUUUUAAAGUUGUUUAACUUAAUUAUUUGCAAAUCUUUGAAGUUGUGCCAAAUCUACAUGACCUCCAAAUGACCUCACCCAGCUGUUUCGUAACAUUGCUACCCCCCAAUCGUUUUAUUUUUGCCAGAUGAGUGACCAUUGAAAAAGGCUUCUCUAUCUUCAGUUAGCCAUGCUUUUAAAAUGGCGGCCACCGGUAAUGGACCGACAUGGUGCUAUUUUAAUACCCUCACAUUUAACUUCUUCAGCUUGACAAACAAGCACAAGCAAUCACUCCUCAUGACUUUCAGUAAAGUUUUUAUUCUGUUCAGCUUACCGUAUUUUCCUCAUAUUGUGGCUAGGGGAGUGAUUUUUCCUGUAGCAAGCACCAGGCUGUCACUGUAAGGUGCUUAGUUUUAACAUGCUGUUAGCAUAAAUAUCAUGUGGUUAUAUUUCAAGUAUUAGAACUAACAUCUUUGUGCUAAAAAAAACUCAUUCCCGUUAUUCAAAUGAGGAAUGUCAGUUAAAUGAUAUAUAGUAUAUAUACCGUAAUUUUCGGACUAUAAGUCGCACCGGAGUAUAAAUCGCACCAGCCAUAAAAUGCCCAAAAAGUGAAAAAACCCCAUAUAUAUGUAUAUAAGUCGCUCCUGAGUAUAAGUCGCCUCCCCACCCAAACUAUGAAAAAAAACGUGACUUAUAGUCCGAAAAUUACGGUAUAUAUAAUUGAGGAAAUUUGGUAGUAAAUGUUCACUUAAAAUGUCAAGCUAAUUUCACCUUUAAUCCUGUGACGUCAACGGUGAAAUACAAUUACUCACUUUUAUAAGAGUCCUGUCGGUUUACUUUACCUUUUGUUGUAAUUUUGAGUCCUUUGUAGUCUUGAGUAAUUGGCAAAAGAAAAAGAAGGCAGAGAAGGCACUCUCGGUUCAAGCCGUACUUAAUUGUUUUAUAUUUACAACCUAGAAGUGUUUUUCUACAAAUAUUCGCAGUAUUACAGAAUUUCCGACAACGACUGCGCUAGUGUCAAUUAAUGUCAGCCUACAGGGUGUCUCGAUUUGCAUUAAAAUUCAGAUUACAUCACCGUCAUGAAGACACUUGAGAUGGUUUUGGUAUCAGACACUUCUCUGACAUGUCCUCAUUAUGUCAUUUACUUGUAAAAACCUCUAUCAGUGUCAUAUCAAGAUUCAGACAGAGUAGAAUAUUAGAAAAGGUACGCAUCACUACCUGGACUGCGCUGGUCACUUUUAGUCAUCCAACACACAAAGAUUCUGAUACUGGCCAGAGAACGAUGUGUCUUUGGCCACUUCUAGAAAUCGGGGAUGACAAAAAUAAACAACACACAGGUACAAAAAUCAUAAGCGAAGAUGAUGAUUGAAAUUCUCUAUGUAGAAUUCAAGUGUUGUAACGAUUUAGUUGAGCAAAUGCAAAUGUUUACAUAUGUUUGUGAACUUUGAUUCCAUCGCUCAUCAUCAUGGUGUGAUCACUGUAAAGAUGUUUGAUAGUCUCGAAAUCUACUGUUGUUGUAUUGUAUGAGUAACUUGAUUGAUAUGUAUACAAGUGUUUCCAGAUAUCUAUCUGUACAUGUUUCCAGCUGGUAUGAAGUGACUUAUGUUCUUGUCAUCUUCAAGGUGAACUGAAUGUAAUGUUUUCCUGCUACAGAUACAUAUUGGUCCACAAAAGCACAAUGUUGGAAUGCUGAGAUGAAAUGCUGCACUUUUUUGUUGCAAUUUUGUCAACCCUUUGACCACAGUUUUGUUUAGUUCAUCGGUGACCAGCUGAGAGAGUAGCACAAAAAUCUAAUUUUUAUGUUUACUGUCAAUUCUUGUAUUGAUUUUCUUUACAUUCAAUAAGAGCUCAUACUUCUUUAUGGCUGUACAUCUCAAAUUACUACAUGAGCUAAUGGUAACUGUCAAUUGGAAAUACAAUCGAAGUGAUCAUGCGUUGGAAUGAGUUAAAAGAUUUAUGUAUUUCUAAAAAAUGAAUAGCGUUUGGUUGUGCAUUUCACUAACUUAAUGUGAUCUUUAUGUGGAAUAAUAAAGAGCGCCACUUUAAGGCACUUGACAGAAAA